Lagenorhynchus albirostris (white-beaked dolphin) is the source of this 1685-nucleotide messenger RNA. It is a transcript of the gene PPIE, whose product is annotated as peptidylprolyl isomerase E. The transcript is spliced from 10 exons. Gene Ontology annotation, biological process: protein folding; protein peptidyl-prolyl isomerization. Lineage: Eukaryota; Metazoa; Chordata; Mammalia; Artiodactyla; Delphinidae. Gene Ontology annotation, molecular function: peptidyl-prolyl cis-trans isomerase activity; RNA binding. Bases 29 to 934 code for a protein of 301 amino acids. Gene Ontology annotation, cellular component: intracellular membrane-bounded organelle. The record is from RefSeq and is a predicted model, not a curated record.
GCUUCCGGCGGAAGAGUGCGGGAGCAAGAUGGCUACUACCAAGCGAGUGCUGUACGUGGGUGGACUUGCAGAGGAGGUGGAUGACAAAGUUCUUCAUGCUGCUUUUAUCCCUUUUGGAGACAUCACAGAUAUCCAGAUUCCUCUGGAUUAUGAAACAGAAAAGCACCGAGGAUUUGCUUUUGUUGAAUUUGAGUUGGCAGAGGAUGCUGCAGCAGCUAUCGACAACAUGAAUGAGUCUGAGCUCUUUGGACGGACAAUUCGUGUCAAUUUGGCAAAACCCAUGAGGAUUAAGGAAGGCUCUUCCAGACCAGUUUGGUCCGAUGACGACUGGUUGAAGAAGUUUUCUGGGAAGACUCUUGAGGAAAAUAAAGAGGAAGAAGGGUCAGAGCCUCCCAAAGUGGAAGCCCAGGAGGGAGAGCCCGCUGUAAAAAAGGCCCGGUCAAACCCUCAGGUGUACAUGGACAUCAAGAUUGGGAACAAGCCAGCCGGCCGCAUCCAGAUGCUCCUACGUUCAGACAUCGUUCCCAUGACAGCAGAGAAUUUCCGCUGCCUGUGCACCCAUGAGAAGGGCUUUGGCUUCAAGGGCAGCAGCUUCCACCGCAUCAUCCCCCAGUUCAUGUGCCAGGGCGGCGAUUUCACCAACCACAAUGGCACUGGGGGCAAGUCCAUCUACGGGAAGAAGUUUGACGAUGAAAACUUUAUUCUCAAACACACGGGACCAGGCCUGCUCUCCAUGGCCAACUCUGGCCCAAACACCAACGGUUCCCAGUUCUUCCUGACAUGUGACAAGACGGAUUGGCUGGACGGCAAGCAUGUGGUAUUUGGGGAGAUCACGGAAGGCCUGGACGUCUUGCGGCAGAUUGAGGCCCAGGGCAGCAAGGACGGGAAACCCAAGCAGAAGGUCAUCAUCUCCGACUGUGGGGAGUACGUGUGAGAGGGCAGCUGUCAGCCUGGGGAACCGGCAGCCAAGGUGUCCCGUUCGCAGCAAGCAGGGCUUUGUGUCCUGGCCCUUCCUUGGGGUCAGCGUGGGGCAGCUCCUCUGCAGGCACGGCCUGGGCCGCCUCUGGCUCUUCCCCAAGUGGGGCCGUGGGCCAGGGUGCUGCCCUCCCCACCGUGGACGGCUGUGCGUGCCCUUUCCAGGCCAGGGCCUCUCCUGGGCCCACCUGUGUAGAUCCUAGAUGUUUUCUUCUGGUAAAAUAAAUUCUAUUUUUUGUACUGCUGCCUCCAGCUAGUUCCUGGGAGUUGUCAAAGGUUGCAUCUAAAGCUAAACUGCCCCCCGAGACAGGUUGGUGAAGGAAUAGGAAAUAGCGUCUUCCCCACGGCUUUUCUUUCUUCCCUCGGGCAAUUCCCUGAGAUGUCGGGUGCUGUAUCUUCAAGCCAGAUACCCUUGUCAGACCAUUGUCAAGACCAUGGGAAUCAAAGACAGUGAAAAAGUUCCUAUCUACAGUGCCUCCACUCCCAAAUCAUGCUGCCAGUCUUGUAGCCAGUGGGUGUGCUGCUCAGUCUCCGUGAUUCAUUUGCUCACUUUCAUUCUACAGGUUUUUUAAAUGAUAUUUUAGUACUCAAAAUGCCUUCUCCAUGCCAGGUACUGUACCUAUUUGUCAGGAGACAAGAGGUCAGCAAACCCGUUGGGUCUGAUCCAGCCCACUGCCUGUUUUUGUGAAUAAAGUUUUAUUGGAACACAG